AGUUCUAAGAACAGGUGGGAUUGACUAUGGAUAAUUCAUGUGAUUCCAAUCAACAAACUUCCUGUAAUGGCGUUCCAUCCAAGAAGAAAAACAGCUUCCUUGUGUCAGAAGAUCAUGGGCAGAAAAUCUUAAGUAUAUUACAGAAUUUUAGAGAACAGAAUGUCUUUUAUGAUUUCAAAAUAAUCAUGAAAGAUGAAAUAAUCCCAUGCCAUCGUUGUGUGCUUGCAGCAUGCAGUGACUUUUUCAGGGCUAUGUUUGAAGUAAACAUGAAAGAAAGAGAUGAUGGGAGUGUCACCAUUACUAAUUUGUCCUCUAAAGCAAUAAAAGCAUUUCUUGAUUAUGCCUAUACUGGGAAAGCAAAGAUAACAGAUGAUAAUGUAGAAAUGUUCUUUCAAUUGUCAUCAUUUCUUCAAGUUUCCUUCCUAGCUAAAGCUUGCAGUGACUUUUUAAUAAAGAGUAUUGAUCUUGUCAACUGCUUACAGUUAUUAUCAAUAUCAGAUAGCUAUGGCUCUACCCGCUUGUUUGAUCAUGCAUUAUACUUUGUACAACAUCACUUUUCAUUGUUAUUUAAAUCCACUGAUUUCUUAGAGAUGAAUUUUGGAGUACUACAAAAAUGUCUGGAAUCAGAUGAAUUAAAUGUACCUGAAGAAGAAACUGUUCUGAAAGUGGUCCUUAGUUGGACUAAACAUAGCUUAGAAUCAAGGAAGAAGCAUCUGCCUAACUUGAUGAAAACAGUGAGAUUACAUCAGUUAUCUGAGGAGACACUCCAAGACUGUCUGCUUAGUGAAGAGUGUUUACUCAAAAGCACAGACUGCUUUGAUGUAAUCAUGGAUGCAAUUAGGCGUGUGCAAGAUUCUGGUGGACUUUUCCCUGAUGCUCGGCCAUCUACAACUGAAAAAUAUAUAUUUGUUCACAAAACAGAGGAGAAUGGAGAAAAUCAGUAUACAUUUUGCUAUAAUAUUAAAUCUGAUUCAUGGAAAAUACUGCCACAAUCACACCUGAUUGAUUUGCCAGGAUCCAGCCUGUCUAGUUAUGGGGAGAAAAUCUUCCUGACAGGUGGUUGCAAAGGGAAGUGUUGUAGAACGGUUCGACUUCAUAUUGCUGAGUCAUAUCAUGAUGUCACUGAUCAAACCUGGUGCUACUGUCCAGUCAAAAAUGACUUCUUCUUGGUAUCCAAAAUGAAAACACCAAGGACCAUGCAUACAUCAGUUAUGGCUCUCAAUAGAUUAUUUGUCAUAGGAGGAAAAACUAGAGAAUCUCAGGACAUUAGAAGUCUCUUAGAUGUUGAAUCUUACGAUCCUCUUUCCAAAGAAUGGAUGUCUGUUAGCCCAUUGCCCCGAGGCAUAUACUACCCAGAAGCAAGCGCAUGCCAAAACGUAAUUUAUGUUCUUGGAUCAGAGGUAGAGAUUACUGAUGCCUUUAACCCUUCUCUUGAUUGCUUUUUUAAAUACAAUGCAGCCACUGACCAGUGGUCUGAAUUAGUAGCAGAGUUUGGGCAGUUUUUUCAUGCAACACUAAUUAAAGCAGUCCCAGUUAAUUACACACUAUAUAUAUGUGACCUUUCCACAUAUAAGGUGUAUAGCUUUUGUCCAGAUACUUGUGUUUGGAAGGGUGAAGGAUCAUUUGAAUGUGCUGGGUUUAAUGCAGGUGCCAUUGGAAUUGAAGAUAAAAUUUACAUAUUAGGUGGUGAUUAUGCACCAGAUGAAAUCACAGAUGAAGUGCAAGUCUACCACAGCAGCAGGUCUGAGUGGGAGGAAGUUUCACCAAUGCCAAGAGCCUUAACUGAAUUUUACUGUCAGGUGGUUCAGUUCAAUAAAUACAGGGACCCUUGGUUUUCUAAUCCUUUCUAAACGUAGUAUAUUCUUGGAGAUUCUAAAACUAUUACAGUUCUAAAAACACAGUAAAUUUGUUCACUGUAAUGAUGGGGUGGGGGGCUAUUUAUGUCUUUAAAAAUGUCCCUGCUAUUAGAGAACUGCUAUGGCCGUACAGCAUAUACAUAUUAACAGUUCCUAGAAAUGUAAGCUACAAAGUAUGUUUUACCAAAAAUCAUCAAUGAAU
Molecule: messenger RNA, 2058 nt
Organism: Chrysochloris asiatica (Cape golden mole)
Lineage: Eukaryota; Metazoa; Chordata; Mammalia; Afrosoricida; Chrysochloridae
Gene: KBTBD3
Product: kelch repeat and BTB (POZ) domain containing 3
Exons: 2
Coding region: 27-1850 (607 amino acids)
Molecular function (GO): protein binding
Source: RefSeq, a predicted model, not a curated record